AUGGAUAUACACGAUUUCCAUCACCCUUUCAAGCCGUAUGAGAUUCAACUGCAAUUUAUGCGCGCCUUGUACGAGUCUCUUGAAUAUGGAAAAGUCGCCGUGUUUGAAUCCCCCACUGGUACUGGCAAAUCAUUGAGUUUGAUCUGUGGCGCCCUCACCUGGUUGCGAGAUCACAAACGCAAGGCCUUCCAGGAAUCGUUAGAUCAGGCAUCAGCCGAUGACGAUGAGCCGGAAUGGAUGAUCGAAUUCGCAAAGCGAAACUCCCGCCGUGCCUUAGCCGAGAAAAGACAGGGAUUCGAGGCCCGACUGGCCAAAAUUAAGCAGGAGGAAGAGCGUCUGAAGGCGGGCCAGGACAACUCGGAGCACCCUCGAAAGAAACAGCGAUUGGACAAAUCGUCAUCGCAGUCAGAUGCCAAGGCCGAUGAUGACCAAUUUCUUCUCGAUGACUAUGACAGUGAAACAGAGGAAACGAAGGCACAGAGUGUCUCGGGAGGUGCAGAUGGUUUGUCCGCCAGCACCUUGGCCCUGUUGCAGCGAUUCCAGGGCCAGUACUCUUCCAGAAAACAAAAUGAAGACGACGAAGCUGAAGAAUCUGUCAAGAUCUUCUAUUGCUCGCGGACCCAUUCUCAGCUAAGUCAGUUUGUGGGUGAGCUGGGGCGAGUUACGUUCCCAUCUAGCGUACCCAAUGAUCCUGAUGCAGAAGGUAAAGACGAGCUCGCAAUGCUGCAAGAGCGCACCAAACACCUUUCUUUAGGGUCUAGAAAGAAUUUGUGUAUUAAUGACAAGGUUCGUGCCUUGGAGAACAACACGGCCAUCAACGAGCGUUGUCUGGAUCUACAGCAAUCAGGCGUAGCUGCGGAUAAAAAAUGCUCCUAUCUCCCAUCCAAAGAGGAUGAAUCAUUGCUUCUCCAAUUCCGUGACCAUGCGUUGGCCACGGUAAAGGAUAUUGAGGAUAUCGGUAAAGUCGGAAAGGAACUCGGGAUCUGUCCCUACUACGCAUCCCGUUCAGUCAUCAAGCACAGCGAGAUUGUGACACUCCCGUAUCCACUGCUACUUCAAAAUUCCGCCCGCGAUGCUCUCAAUUUGUCCGUGAAGGGCCAUGUGGUGAUCAUUGAUGAGGCGCACAACCUCAUGGAUGCAAUCGCCGGUAUCCAUUCAGUGACGGUUUCUCUGCAUCAACUGCAUAUUGCCAUCUCACAGUUAACGAUCUACGCACGCAAAUUUAAAAAUCGAUUAAAGGGAAAGAAUCGGAACUACAUCGCUCAGGUUAUCCGGCUAGUUAACUCCAUUGCCAACUACUUGCAAGCCAUUGCUCAGCAGACUGGGUCUCAAGAAGGUCCAAUUCAACCCUCAGACCUGAUGGCCGGCAAAGGAGUUGACCAGAUAAACCCUUACAAACUGUCACGAUAUUUACAAGAGAGUAAGCUGGCCCGAAAAGUGGAUGGCUAUGUCGAGUCUUCGCAAACACAGCAACAAGGACAAAUCAAAGAAAAGAUGAAGGCUAAGAUAAGCAUGCCGGUUCUGUUUCAUGUCCAAAGCUUUCUCUUACCUUUGAUGAAUCCAUCCGAGGAAGGGAGAUUCUUCUACCAAAGGGAUCAGGACAAUGUACUGUUAAAGUACCUGCUUCUCGAUCCGACGAAUCACUUUCGUGAAAUUGUUGAAGAUGCCCGAGCUGUCAUAUUGGCCGGCGGCACGAUGUCUCCGAUGUCUGAUUACGUGAACCAUUUAUUCUCAUAUUUACCAACAGAGCGCCUUGAUACAUUCAGCUAUGGUCACGUCAUUCCGAAGGCCAACCUAGUUGCACAAUCACUGACUCGAGGACUCCUGGGGUCGGACUUUGACUUCACUUAUGAGAACCGAGGAUCUGAGAAAAUGAUCACCGACCUAGGCCGGACGAUUGCGACCCUCUGCCAAGUCAUCCCAGACGGUGUUGUUGCGUUCUUCCCCAGCUACGACUACCUUAGUCAAGUAUUGACUGUUUGGAAAAAGCCCAUCCCGAAUGGCAACGGUCAAACUACGCUCAGCCUGAUUGAACGGAAAAAGAGGAUUCUUUGUGAGACACGCGAAGCAGUGAUAACCACCGAUGCCUUGCUACAAGAAUACACCCAAGCCGUCGAAUCAGGGUCGGGGGCUUUACUGUUGUCUGUGGUCGGAGGAAAGCUGUCGGAGGGUAUUAACUUUUCCGAUCGACUAGGCCGAGGAGUCCUGAUCAUCGGUCUGCCUUUUCCAAACAUUCGUAGUGCCGUUUGGCAGGCCAAGAUUAAAUACAUCGAGGAGAAGACGUUCAAAAUUAGUCCCGGGACAGAAUCAGCGAAGAAGGCAAGCGCCGAGGCAGCUGGAAGAGACUACUACGAAAACUCCUGCAUGCGAGCCGUCAACCAGUGCAUUGGGCGUGCCAUCCGGCAUGUGAAUGACUAUGCAGCCAUUGUGAUGAUCGAUCGUCGAUAUGAUUCUUCGCGCAUCCAGGGCAAAUUGCCUGGCUGGAUCAGAGGAAGUCUAAUUUCUUCCCCAUCUGAGCGCCCUGCACAUAUGACGCGCACACUCCGCCUAGCGCAAGCGUGGAUUUCAACAUCUGAGCCGGAAGUAUCCACGACCCUUCCCCCCUUCAACGCCCAAAUCUCAGACCGGUCUUGUCGAGAAUACACCGCCGACAAGAUGCCUACCCGUUUCUCGAAGACCCGGAAGCACCGCGGCCACGUUUCCGCCGGUUACGGUCGUGUCGGCAAGCACCGCAAGUCCCCCGGUGGUCGUGGUAUGGCCGGUGGUCAGCACCACCACCGUACCAACAUCGACAAGUACCACCCUGGUUACUUCGGUAAGGUCGGUAUGCGCUACUUCCACAAGACUCAGCAGCAGUUCUGGAAGCCUACCAUCAACCUUGACAAGCUCUGGUCCCUUGUCCCCGCUGAGCAGCGUGACGCCUACCUCGCUGGCACCAAGACUGACGUUGCCCCCGUCAUCGACCUCCUGCCCCUCGGCUACUCCAAGGUCCUCGGCAAGGGCCGUCUCCCCAGAUCCCCGUCGUCAUCCGUGCCCGUUACUUCAGCCGUGAUGCCGAGCAGAAGAUCAAGGAAGCUGGUGGUGUCUGCGAGCUCGUCGCAUAAACGUUGA
This is a messenger RNA of Penicillium maclennaniae, 3111 nucleotides long. RefSeq names its product DNA helicase (gene chl1). Gene Ontology annotation, cellular component: nucleus. The record is from RefSeq and is a predicted model, not a curated record. The transcript is spliced from 11 exons. Gene Ontology annotation, biological process: nucleobase-containing compound metabolic process; establishment of sister chromatid cohesion. The coding region runs from base 1 to 3111 and encodes 1036 amino acids. Gene Ontology annotation, molecular function: ATP binding; hydrolase activity, acting on acid anhydrides, in phosphorus-containing anhydrides; DNA helicase activity. NCBI's taxonomy places the organism in Eukaryota, Fungi, Ascomycota, Eurotiomycetes, Eurotiales, Aspergillaceae.